Messenger RNA from Drosophila takahashii, 473 nucleotides. RefSeq lists its product as uncharacterized. Lineage: Eukaryota; Metazoa; Arthropoda; Insecta; Diptera; Drosophilidae. The record is from RefSeq and is a predicted model, not a curated record.
AUGCAUUCGGGAACUGCAGUCGUCUUUAUUUUAGCAGCUCUGAUCGCUGCCUUAUUCCUGCCAACUCAAGCGUUAUCCGUACCCCUGGAAGAGGACUACGUGGACAGACCAAACACCGAUUAUGCCGCUUUGUUCAGAUCCUUUUUGGAUAUGGGAAACGCCCUUUUCGGAACUUGGACUCCCGAGGGAGCUAUUGAGGAGUUCAUCAGGAAACGAGAAGGACAGGGUGUUGGCUAUUAGGAAAUUCCACCAAACCACCUACUCGCCACUUUCCACAGAUGCGUUGCAUAAGUUUUGCAUGCAUCAAUAAUGAUGAUUUUAACAAGACGACAGACAGCCAAAGAAAGGGGUUUUAGCAGCUUAAUUAUGCACGCUUCAGUUUUGACCAUAUCACCCAUCAUUACCACUCUGUCUGGUAUUGGCUAUUAGAUAUUCGGUUUUUUGCUUAAGCUAAUUCCCUGCCAAAAGGGUUA